AUGCCUGACGUUAAAAGAAAUGUCAGAUUGGUGACCGAGCAGCACAUCGUGAACAAAGACUCCGGCGUUGAAGGAUUCCCCCUCCGAUCAUGGUCAAUUGAGAUCUACGUUGUCAAUGAGCACGGCGAGCAGGUGCCUGCGAAUGUCUUCGAUAAAGUGACAUACACGCUGCACCCUAGUUUCGGCGACAGGGCCAUUCAGACCUUCAAGAAUCCCCCCUUCAGAAUCUCAGAGGAAGGAUGGGGUGAGUUCGAUAUGCAAAUAGGACUCACUGCUGCCGACAAGGAGCAUUUCGUUACGCACGACCUGAACUUUGCUCAGCCCCGUUACGAAUCCAAGCACGUCAUUACGUUCAAGAACCCCAAGCCUGCCCUACUAGCCCUCCUCCGCGAAUCCGGACCCGUCCCAGGAGACGAAAAUGGCGUGAAGUCGAAACGCGCCGCAGCCGGAGAGGAGGGAUCCAAGAAGAAGAAGCGCACAGAGAAGAGUGUUGACAUGGACAAGCUGGCCGACGGUCUGCAGCGACUCGGCGAAGAUGACCUCCUCCAGGUAGUACAGAUGGUGCACGACAACAAAGCCCCAGACUCGUAUACCAAGAACGAUGUUGAGCAGGGAGAAUUCCACGUCGACCUAUAUACGCUUCCAGACACCCUAAUCAAGAUGCUGUGGGAUUUCACGCAGGAGAAAGGCGCUUUGUGA
Aspergillus niger is the source of this 699-nucleotide messenger RNA. RefSeq lists its product as uncharacterized. NCBI's taxonomy places the organism in Eukaryota, Fungi, Ascomycota, Eurotiomycetes, Eurotiales, Aspergillaceae. Gene Ontology annotation, cellular component: Swr1 complex; NuA4 histone acetyltransferase complex. Gene Ontology annotation, molecular function: histone binding. Gene Ontology annotation, biological process: regulation of transcription by RNA polymerase II; chromatin remodeling. The record is from RefSeq and is a predicted model, not a curated record. Bases 1 to 699 code for a protein of 232 amino acids. The transcript is spliced from 7 exons.